Ostrinia furnacalis (Asian corn borer) is the source of this 1179-nucleotide messenger RNA. RefSeq names its product small nuclear ribonucleoprotein polypeptide A'-like U2A (gene U2A). Gene Ontology annotation, biological process: mRNA splicing, via spliceosome. The transcript is spliced from 6 exons. The record is from RefSeq and is a predicted model, not a curated record. Gene Ontology annotation, cellular component: U2 snRNP. Gene Ontology annotation, molecular function: U2 snRNA binding; protein binding. NCBI's taxonomy places the organism in Eukaryota, Metazoa, Arthropoda, Insecta, Lepidoptera, Crambidae. The coding region runs from base 134 to 910 and encodes 258 amino acids.
AAAGUGUCAUUUUGCUUGAAUUUGCUAGCGUUCGCGUUGCGUCUGAAAAAAAAUGCCUCUUUAAUUUCUAAAUGCGCAUUGGAGAAUUACGUUCAAGUGAUCAAAGAGUGAAUAAUAAAGUAAUAGUUGCAAAAUGGUGAAACUAACAACAGAAUUGAUUCAAAAUUCCAUGCAAUACAUGAACCCUUGCAGGGAUCGUGAAUUGGAUUUGAGAGGCUACAAAAUACCUCAAAUCGAAAACAUGGGUGCCACCUUGGACCAGUUUGAUACUAUAGAUUUGUCAGAUAACGAUAUCAGAAAACUUGAUGGAUUCCCCCUUUUGAAAAGACUUAAAUGUUUACUACUUAAUAAUAACAGAAUAGUUCGACUUGGUGAAAAUUUGGAGCAGUAUUUACCAAAUUUGGAUUCUCUCAUAUUGACCAAUAACAAUAUCACAGAGCUCGGUGAUUUAGACCCUCUUGCAACCAUCCCGAAGCUAAAAACACUAUCAUUGAUGCACAAUCCUGUUGCAAAUAAACAGCAUUACAGAGCAUACAUUGCCUAUAAGUUGCCCGAGUUAAGACUACUAGACUUCAGAAAAAUUAAGCAGAAGGAAAGGGAUGAAGCGAUGGUGCUAUUCAAAAGUAAAAAAGGAAAAGAAAUGCAGAAAGAGAUUACGCGCAAAGCCAAGACGUUUGUGCCUGGUGGGAACAUGCCUGACCCUAAACUGAGUAACUUAACUCCCCAAGAAAUACACAAAAUCAGAGAAGCCAUCAAAAACGCGUCAUCGCUGCAAGAAGUGGAAAGGUUGACACGGAUGCUGCAGUCUGGCCAGAUACCUGGACAAAAACCUAUCCAACCGCAAUCACAAGCCAAUGGGCAACAAGAGGAAGACGAAGAGAUGGAGACAGACCAGACAAAUGGCCAGUGAAGUUGCAAUUUUGCGAAAGAAAUAGAUACUACUGGUGUUUUUACAUUUAAUUAUUAUUAAGCUGGGGAGAUCAGAACUCUAAAGAACUACUUCAGAAUAUUAUGCUCUGAGAAUCAGAUACUACACAACUUAUGUUAAGGACAGAAACUACAUGGGUAUUUAUAAGUUAUAAAUGUGAAUUGAUUUACGUCAAUAAAUAUUCCUACUUAUACUUUACAGCAUUCAUCCCAAGGAGCGUGUGUCAUCAAAAUAAAACAAAUUAUUUUGCA